AUGAGAACUAUCANCAGAUUUGAUCAAGUAUUACAGCAACAACAGGAUUUAUCACAGAAGCACGAGGAUUUCUGUUUGAAUGUGGCAACUGCUUUUCAAGAUUUGGCUAAAUACGUAGAUGCGGUGGCGGAAAGGGUUGAAGAGAAUGAACAAAGAGCAGAAUCUUUCCCUCAGUCCCAAUGUGUAGAAAAUUGUCCUCCUGGAUUUGUCAAACAGGUUCAGGAAGGAGAGCCAGUUUGCUGCUAUGACUGUGUUCCUUGUCCGAAGGGGACCUUCUCCACUCAGGAAGAUACUGAAAAAUGCAUCAAGUGCCCAGAAGAUCAGUAUCCAACUGAGGAAAGAGUCCAAUUCCAAAUUAUCAUCUGCUCCAUCUGGCUGACAGUUUCUCCUCCAUUCCCUGAAACUGACCUCUAUUCCCAGGAAGAAGAAAUUAUCCUGCAAUGCAACGAAGGGUUUGUUGUCAUGUUCUACAUCACUCUCAGCUAUCUGGGCUUCCUGGCUGCCAUAUGCUUCACGGUGGCUUUCCUGGCAAGGAAUCUGCCUGGGACCUUCAACGAAGCCAAGCUGAUCACUUUCACAAGAAUCCUACGCUUCAUUUUUGCCAUUCAACAAAUCAACAAGAAUUCUCAGCUUUUGUACAAUCUCACACUUGGCUAUAAUAUCCAUGACAAUUAUAUGAACACCCUUGGCACUUCAGAUGCCUUGCUGGACAUGCUCUCAACUGGAGAAGCUAAUGUUCCCAACUACAGCUGUGGAAAGAAGGACAAUCUUUUGACUUUUCUUGAUGGAGCUCUUGAUGACAUCUCUAUUCAGAUGUCAACAUUAAUGGGCACCUACAAAGUCCCACAGCACGUUCUUUCAGUCAAGGGCCGGAGACGAUGCACCCAGAGAGCACCACUGGAUAUUCAGGAGAAGAGCAACAGUAUUCAGAUCCAAAUUGACCACCGUUUUUACAGUGUUGUUAAGACUCUGGCCCAUGUCUUGAAUGCUGCAUAUUCCUCAACAUCUAGGAGGGCAAAAAAGGAGGAGAUAGAGAGAUUGGAAGCUCCAAGGCUACAACCAUGGCAGGAGAAUGCCAUCAAAGAGCAACUGGGGAGUUUUGAAAGACAGAGGCUUAUUAUCAGCCAAGAUGCUCUUUCACGGCUAAAGUUGCUCAACAAGGUGGUUGAAAAUAGUGGCAAGUUUUCUAUGUCUGUAGAAAUGACUUCAGAUCCGUUGCUGGACCUGCUUUCAGAUGGGGAGGCCAAUGUUCCCAACUAUAGGUGUGGGCGGCAGAAAAACACAGUGGCUGUUCUGGAAGGGGCUGAAACUGGCAUUUCCAUCCAGAUUUCAGCCAUGCUCAGUACCUACAAAAUUCCUCAGGAUGCCUUUUCGGUGAAAGUCUGGAGACGGUGCAGACAGAGAGAAGAACUGGUGGCUGUGAGGGAAGAGGAGAUUGAUCGGAUCCUGGCUAUGGACAGUUACCUGACUUACAGCACCAUCUGGGCUGUGGGAAGGGCCUUACAUUCAGCUCAUAUCUCCACAUUCAAGAGAUCAGUGAGGAACAGAGGCAUGAAGCUAGAAGCCCCAAGGCUGACGGCUUGGCAGCUUCACCCUUUCCUUCAAAGCCCUCAGUUUCACAAUAAUUCCAUAGAUGGGGUAUAUUUGGAUGAGAAAGGAGAUUUGACGGCUGACUUGGACAUUGUGAACUGGAUUGUUUUCCCAAACAAAUCUGUCAAGAGAACAAAAACUGGAAGUCUAGAAAAACAGACAACUCAGGAUUUCAAAGUUACCAUUGACCAGAGGAGUAUUGGACAGAGCCUACCAACUUCCAGGUGUGUGGAAAGCUGUCAUCCUGGAUUCAUGAAAGUGGUUUUGGAAGGGAAACCCAUCUGUUGCUACAAUUGUGUUCCUUGUCCAGAAGGAACCAUCUCCACCAUGGAAGAUGCUGAACAAUGCACAAAAUGUCCAGCGGAUCAGCAUCCGAGCCUCAGCCGAAAUGAUUGUAUACCUAAGAAGGAAACUUUCCUAUCCUACCAAGAAAUGUUGGGGAUCAUGCUAGCUUCCCUUGCCUUGUUCUUGUCUUUGGCAACCAUUUUUGUCUUUGGAAUAUUCAUUAAAUUUCAAGAAACUCCCUUGGUCAAAGCCAGCAAUCGUGAUCUCUCCUACAUCCUCCUCAUCUCCCUCCUGUUUUCAUUCUUGACCUCAUUCUUAUUCAUUGGUCAACCAAAAGUAACCACUUGCCUUGUCCAACAAACAGCAUUCAGCAACAUCUUUACAGUUGCCAUUUCUACUGUCUUGGCCAAAACUGUCAUGGUGGUAUUAGCCUUCUUGGCCACAAAACCAGGGAAUAAUGUACAGAGAUGGUUAGGGAAGAGCAUGGCCAAUUCUAUCAUCCUUUCUUGCUCUGGAGUCCAAGUUGUCCUUUGCAGUAUCUGGUUGGGCACCUCUCCCCCAUUCCCUAAAUCGGACAUGUAUUCAGAAUCUGCUGAGGUCAUCCUUCAAUGUAAUGAAGGCUCUGUUGCCAUGUUCUAUCUUGCCCUUGGCUAUAUGAGCUUCCUGGCUGUCAUCUGCUUCACAAUGGCCUUCCUAGCCAGGAAUCUACCUGGGGCCUUCAACGAAGCCAAGUUGAUCACCUUCAGCAUGAUGGUCUUCUGUAGCGUCUGGAUAUCCUUUGUACCCACUUACCUGAGCACCAAGGGGAAGUAUAUGGUAGCCGUGCAGGUCUUCUCCAUGUUGGCUUCCAGUGCUAGCCUGUUGCUAUUAAUUUUUCUCCCCAAAUGUUACAUUAUUUUCCUAAGACCAGAUCUGAAUACAAAAGAACAUAUGAUGUCAAAAUAA
Protobothrops mucrosquamatus (brown spotted pit viper) is the source of this 2820-nucleotide messenger RNA. Its product is annotated as metabotropic glutamate receptor 2-like. Gene Ontology annotation, molecular function: G protein-coupled receptor activity. Gene Ontology annotation, cellular component: membrane. Lineage: Eukaryota; Metazoa; Chordata; Lepidosauria; Squamata; Viperidae. The coding region runs from base 1 to 2820 and encodes 939 amino acids. The transcript has 13 exons. Gene Ontology annotation, biological process: G protein-coupled receptor signaling pathway. The record is from RefSeq and is a predicted model, not a curated record.